GGAAUUCGGAUUUCAGUCUUCGAGCAGUCGUUCAAGGCGAAGGUUGUGGCACAAGCUUUUGGAUCUCCCGACACCGAUUCGCACCGCAGACAGUCCAAAGUGCAGGUCAGCAGCAGUCGCUAUAAAUUAUAGAUCAGCCAACAGCCGAAACAGACAAAGAUGGAGGGCAAGACCGUUAUUAUCACCGGCGCCAACAGCGGAAUCGGCAAGGAGACGGCCAAGGAUCUGGCAGGACGUGGAGCCCGCAUCAUCAUGGCCUGCAGAAACCUGGAGACUGCCAAUGCCGUUAAGGAUGAGAUCAUCAAGGAGACGAACAACAGCAAGGUCCUGGUCAAGAAGCUGGAUCUGGGUUCCCAGAAGUCCGUCCGCGAGUUCGCCGCUGACAUUGUGAAGACGGAGCCCAAGAUCGAUGUGUUGAUCCACAACGCCGGCAUGGCCCUGGCCUUCCGCGGGCAGACGAGCGAGGAUGGUGUUGAGCUGACCAUGGCCACCAACCACUACGGGCCCUUCCUGCUGACGCACUUGCUCAUCGAUGUGCUGAAGAAGAGCGCACCGGCUCGCAUUGUUAUUGUGGCCUCGGAGUUGUACCGUCUGUCCUCCGUUAACCUGGCCAAGCUGAACCCCAUUGGCACCUUCCCGGCUGCCUACUUGUACUACGUGUCCAAGUUCGCCAACAUCUACUUCGCCCGGGAGCUGGCCAAGCGGCUGGAGGGCACCAGGGUGACCGUGAACUUCCUGCAUCCCGGCAUGAUCGACUCGGGCAUCUGGCGCAAUGUGCCCUUCCCGCUCAACCUGCCAAUGAUGGCCAUCACCAAGGGUUUCUUCAAGACCACCAAGGCCGGAGCCCAGACGACCAUCUACUUGGCCACAUCCGAUGAGGUGGCCAACGUGUCUGGAAAGUACUUCAUGGACUGCAAGGAGGCCACCCUGAAUGCCGCUGCCCUCGACGAGGAGAAGGGCCUCAAGAUCUGGGAGGAGUCCCUGAAGAUCGUCAAGCUGACGCCCCAGGAUCCCAAGAUCUAAGGGGUUGCAUAUGCGUAAAUAACUGAUUUGCUUUUCUUGUUAUUAAGGGGGAGUUUACUGUAGCCUAAGUUUUUCAUCUCAAUAAAUACAACUUUGUAAAAUGUAA
Drosophila biarmipes is the source of this 1129-nucleotide messenger RNA. RefSeq names its product retinol dehydrogenase 14. Bases 160 to 1023 code for a protein of 287 amino acids. NCBI's taxonomy places the organism in Eukaryota, Metazoa, Arthropoda, Insecta, Diptera, Drosophilidae. The transcript is spliced from 3 exons. The record is from RefSeq and is a predicted model, not a curated record.